AAGUAUCUUCCAUUUUCUUAGGUCAUCGGUUUUGGAUCUGUUAAAAUUGCAGCAUUCAUAGCUAUGGUAGGAAUUCUGUCUAUUAUCGCUCAGACAGUCUUUCUUAGCAUCUUGAUGCGAUCCCUGGGGAAUAAAAACACUGUUCUCCUAGGCUUGGGCUUCCAAAUAUUGCAGUUGGCUUGGUAUGGUUUUGGAUCUCAAGCUUGGAUGAUGUGGGCAGCAGGAGUUGUGGCCGCCAUGUCCAGCAUCACAUUCCCAGCAGUCAGUGCUCUUGUCUCUCGGAAUGCAGAGUCAGAUCAACAAGGUGUUGCCCAGGGCAUCAUAACUGGAAUAAGAGGACUAUGCAAUGGCCUGGGGCCAGCACUGUAUGGCUUCAUAUUCUACAUGUUCCAUGUUGAACUGACUGAGUUGGGCCCAGAACUGAAUUCUGGCAGUGGUGCCCUACAGGAAGCUGUUAUCCCAGGCCCACCAUUUUUAUUUGGAGCAUGUAUAGUUCUUAUAUCUUUUCUGGUUGCCUUAUUUAUCCCUGAAUACCGUAAAGCCAGUGGAGCUCAAAAACAAAGCAACAGCAUCAGUGGUAGCCUGACUAACACCCCGGAACGGGUCAGUGAUGAGGAUAUUGAACCACUGCUUCAAGACAAUAGCAUCUGGGAGCUUUCCUCCUUUGAGGAGCCUGGGAGUCAGAGUACUGAGCUGUAACUUGAAGAAAAGGAGUUCUGCAGAUGUCAACUCUUAAAGCCUUCAGGGGAGCCACACCGCAUGGAAACUUUAUGGUGCUGGAGGGGUGAAACUAGCAGCACACUUGGGCCAGGUUGAUAAGUGAUUUCUUCAUCGUUUCUCUCCACCCCACCCCCAUCUCUCCCUCUUCCUGUUC
Molecule: messenger RNA, 874 nt
Organism: Octodon degus (degu)
Lineage: Eukaryota; Metazoa; Chordata; Mammalia; Rodentia; Octodontidae
Product: hippocampus abundant transcript-like protein 1
Exons: 5
Coding region: 64-699 (211 amino acids)
Biological process (GO): transmembrane transport
Molecular function (GO): transmembrane transporter activity
Source: RefSeq, a predicted model, not a curated record